Molecule: messenger RNA, 2316 nt
Organism: Spodoptera littoralis (African cotton leafworm)
Lineage: Eukaryota; Metazoa; Arthropoda; Insecta; Lepidoptera; Noctuidae
Source: the annotation of a GenBank genome assembly
AUGUGGAACUUUUUAGCUCGCAACAAGCAGGUGGCUGCGAUGUUGGGUCUGCUGGCGGUGGCAGCGGUGGUCACCAUCGUGCUGACCACCAAAGGUGGUGGUGGCAAUGCUGCAGAGAUUAAUGGAGUAGAGGAGCCUGAAGACAUUAGCCCGGCGAGUUACGUGUUCUCGGCACAUAAUCUCCCAUCGAACGACAAAUUCAUGCCAUCAAUUGGAAAUGGACACAUAGCUACGAACAUCUUCAGUGAUACGGUUUACAUGAACGGCCUGUACAAUGGACGUGGUGGGUACAGCCACCGGGCUAGGAUUCCAUCAUGGGCUAACAUCAGGCUAAACUCGACCUUAACUCACUUUCCUUACAGUCCAAUUUACAGUUUGGACACAAAAGAAGCUGUGUUUAAAGUAAGAGUUGAUAGGGAGAGAUCAGUGGUGACUCAGCGGAUAUAUGCACAUAGAUUCUACACGAGAGCUAUCGUGAAUCAGAUUCAAGUUGAUUCUAAAACACACUACGAUCCCAACUUCGUAAAUCAAGAAAUCUGGAUAGCAAUUAAACUAAUGCCGGGACCAGAGAGUAAAGACAUAGCAUUUUCCGAUCCUGUACCAGAAAUUAUAAACGGUAGGACAGUCUGGAGCGUUUGUGGACAAACUAUGGAAUCUGAAGACCUGGCCUAUCAACCAUUACCAGUGGAUGUGUGUGCGUACUGGACGUCAGUGCCUGAUCACUUGGUGGUACCGCAACAUGGCUCCAGGGUGUUCACGUUCGCCAUGACGGCAGAUAAGAAUAAGACGGUUGCGCGAGAGGAGCUGGUUAAAGUAUUGCAGGAGGACGGCGAGGAGUUGUUCCAGAAACACGUGGAACAGUGGCAGAAGCUGUAUCAACAGGGUGGCGUAGAGAUUGAAGGGAACUUGGAAUUGGGCAAGAUCGUGAACGGUAUUUGGUACUAUUUCCUGAGCUCCUUGCCUUCUGAGGAAUCGUUCCAACCUCUGGGCAGGUACUUCGGUCUCAGCCCUACUGGGUUGGCGAGAGGAGGGACUUUUGAAGACUAUGAAGGUCACAACUUCUGGGACACGGAAACCUGGAUGUUCCCCUCGAUUCUGUUGCUAUACCCUCAGUAUGCGAACAAGUUGCUGCAGUAUCGCCUGGACACCGCAUAUGUGGCUGCAGACCUCGCCAAGAUCACUGGACAUAAAGGAUACAGGUACCCAUGGGAGAGUGCAUACACAGGAGUGGAGGUGACGCAGCCAUGUUGUCCAGACGUUGCGACCUUUGAGCAGCACAUCAGCGGGUGUAUCGCCUUCGCCGUUCGUCAGUACCUCUCUACUACACGAGACGAGGAGUGGCUGAAGCAUGGUGGGUGUGACAUUGUUACGAAGAUAGCGGACUUUUGGGAGUCACGCGCCGUUAUCAACUUUAAUACCGGCUUCUAUGAAAUAGCAAAUGUUAUGGGUCCUGAUGAAGAUCACCGGAAUGUCACAAACUCAGUAUUCACUAAUGUUAUAGCUGGAUACUCGCUUUAUUUGGCACAAUACGUGUCCUGCCUCUGCAAAUCAUACUACAUGGCUAGGGACCCCGACCAUUAUGCAGACAUCGCAUGGUCUUUGGCUUUGCCUUACGAUGAUGAGAACGACUACCACCCUCAGUUUACUGGGUACCAUCGAGGGGAGCAGAUCAAACAAGCUGAUGCUGUGUUGUUGGGCUUCCCUUUACAGUAUAAGAUGAAUAUUUCCACACGUCUCAACGACUUGACAUACUACGAGUCUGUUACUCGGGAGAACGGUCCAGCAAUGACGUGGAGCAUGCACACUAUUGGUCAUCUGCAGUUAGAUGACGACGCCAAAGCUGAAGAGGUGUUCAAUAAGAGUUAUGAAGGUUUUGUUAGAGAACCAUUUAAGAUAUGGACCGAACUCCGCCGUCCUGACUCUGGAGCUGUCAACUUCUUCACUGGUAUGGGAGGAUUCCUUCAAACGCUGGUCUUCGGCUACGCUGGCGUCAGCAUACAUUUGGAUCGGCUAGAGAUUGACAAACCUCGUCUACCACCUAAAGCUAGUAAAUUCACAAUACGAGGCAUAAAAUACCUCGGUGCGAAUUUAACAUUGGAGAUUACGGCGAACAGCACGAAGUUGAGUGUGACCUCUUUGGACGAUAACUGGCGACUGGCACUGAACGACGGCAAAUACACAAUCACAUUAGCACCCGGCAUCACAGUUAUAUUACCGGGUACGGGUCCCUUCACGGUGUUCUCAGAGCCGUGGAAAGAUUGCAAGCUGCCAGCCGACAUCAUUGGACACAACUACAUCAGGCCAGAUGGAACAUAG